Necator americanus (New World hookworm) is the source of this 1965-nucleotide messenger RNA. RefSeq lists its product as uncharacterized. NCBI's taxonomy places the organism in Eukaryota, Metazoa, Nematoda, Chromadorea, Rhabditida, Ancylostomatidae. The record is from RefSeq and is a predicted model, not a curated record. Gene Ontology annotation, molecular function: ATP binding; protein serine/threonine kinase activity. Gene Ontology annotation, cellular component: cytoplasm. Gene Ontology annotation, biological process: intracellular signal transduction; protein phosphorylation; regulation of MAPK cascade. The transcript has 15 exons. Bases 1 to 1965 code for a protein of 654 amino acids.
AUGAACACUCCCAUACCCCAUGCUGUUACUGUUGCUCGUAGUAAUAGUCUUCGUAUGCCUACGAUGAAAGCGAUAGUGAAAAUGAAUAACGAUCUGCUUCCUAGUCCUUGUCCAUCUAAUGCCGUAAUACGACCACCCUCUGUGCAGCCGUCGUCAAAAAGUCGUGGAUAUCCUUUUAAUGAUCCCAAUUAUGCUCCACUUCCGAUGCGACCACCUACUGUGACUACGUUUGGAUGUGAUAAGGUUAAGGCUAUUCCUUUAGCUCAAGUCACUGGGUUUAUUUUUGGUCUUCUAUCCAGCCAGCAGAGUACAGCUCGCAUAAUGUCUCCGGUAAUGUCACAUUCCGAGAACACCACACCUCCACGGUAUGAUAACGUGAAAGCUGUUACUUCUCGUCAUACGAAUGGGGCUGCUUAUAACGUUCAUUCGGGAGUGAUAUCUCCAACAACAUCUGCGCCAUCCUUAGUCACUUCUCCUCAGAAGACGCCAGAUGAUGGUGUUGGCUACGAGGAGUUUCGUGCGGCGUUGUCGAGUGUAGUUGACCGGGCUGAUCCGCGUGUAGAUCUCACCGACUUUAAACUUGUUGGCGAAGGUUCAACGGGUAUUGUAUUAUCGGCUUACAAAGCUUCUUUGAAGCAACUUGUGGCUGUGAAGCGGAUGAAUCUGAAAAAACAGCAACGACGCGAAUUGCUUUUCAACGAGGUCUCAAUAAUGCGAGAUUAUCAACACUCGAAUAUCGUUCGCAUGUUCUCAUCACAUCUGGUUGGUGAUGAGCUGUGGGUGGUAAUGGAGUACAUGGAAGGAGGGUCAUUAACUGACAUUGUCACUCAAACCAGGAUGACUGAAACACAAAUUGCUACCGUUUCCCUGCAAGUACUGAGGGCUCUCGAAUUUCUUCACACACGACGUGUUAUUCAUAGGGAUAUAAAGAGCGAUUCCAUUCUUCUAAAACGCGACGGAAUCGUGAAGGUUUCUGACUUUGGUUUUUGUGGACAGUUAUCCGACGAAUUUCCUCGACGAAGAUCUCUGGUCGGGACACCGUACUGGACAGCUGCUGAGGUCAUUGCCAGGCAACCCUAUGAUACAGGCGCUGACAUUUGGUCGUUUGGUAUCAUGCUGAUUGAAAUGGUUGAAGGAGAACCACCACUUUUUAACGAGCAGCCGUUUCAGGCGAUGAAAAUGAUCCGUGACGAGCCUCCACCUGUAUUCAAUCCAACCGCUAACGUUUCUGCUGAAUUGGCGCACAUGUUGAGCCGAUGUGUUGUGAAGGAUUCAACGAGGCGAGCUACAGCAUCGGAGCUACUACGUCAUCCCUUCCUUAGUAAAGCUCAACAUCCUAGCCAGGUUACCACGGCUCUCCCUCACUACGAUUAUCAUAGCCGCCAAGAGACUGGGAAGUGCACGGGAGGCUGUUUGGAGUUACCUCCAACAAAUGAGCUCCGCAAUGGACAACAUCGACGACGAAUACGAUCGGUUCGUGGACACCUUCACGACUGUAAAAGAAGAGCCGAGAGUUUUAAAGUGACCAAGAGACGCAUUUCUCCAGAACUCCUUGAGCUAAUAACGCAGCGUGAAGCAGAACGAGGCGCGGGCAACAAAGAACUCACGUUCGAGCUCACAAAGCGAUGGAGAGAAGCGAUACAAGAAGUUCUCGAAGAGAGAAGAAGAGCAGUAUUGGCUGAAGUAGCAAAAGCGGGGAAGAGCAUUCACUAUGCCCGUCGAGACUUCGCCAAUCGCAAGGCGAAGAUGACUGCUCUCCGGAACCCGAAGGGAGCAACCGAAACAAAAAUUGCAUCGAGAAGAGGGAUGGAAAAGGGAAAAGAAUCCACGACUUGUACUCUGAUCUCUUCGACAGCCUUGCCACCCCACCACCAAAAGGAAGAUGAACCUGCCAAUCCAGAUGUUCUCCUUUCCGAAGUGUUAUGUCAAUGUGAAAUUCUACUGCACUCGGCCCCAGCAGGAUAA